UGGGGAUCUCGUGGGGGGUAGCAAAUGCCUCAAGCACACAUGGUAGAAAAACCUCUAGAGCCAUCUGGAGUUGGAGGUCUCAAUGAUGAAGAAAUUCUUAAGCUAAAAACUCUACUGGAUCACUCAAGAAAUAUGCUGGCCCAUCUAAUGCAUCUUGUUCCUUUGGCACUUUCAGGUGCAACAAAUCAAUUGACUCCUACAUCACAAUUUUUGCAUUCCUGUAAUCCUUGUCUGAGUAAUAGGAAAAUUAUGGUAGCAAAUGGGUCUGUAGCUACUAUUGCAGGUGUUGGAGACAUACGUGUUACCUCUACAAUUAUUCUGAAAAAUGUUCUCCAUGUGCCAAAAUUAUCAGCCAAUCAGGUUUCUAUUAAAAAACUUACUAAGGAUCUCAAUUGUUAUGCUACGUUCUCUCUUUCCUAUUUCUUGGAGCAGGAAUCGGGGAAGAAGAUUGGACUGAGGAGAGAAAUGGCCUUUACCACAUCAAAGCUGAAGACUACAAGAAGAAAAAUAUACCUUCAUCUUUUCUUAGUUCCUCAAAUAAGGAUGUUGUUUGGCUGCAUCAUCGCCGCUCAGGCCAUCCGUCAUUUAAUGUACUGAAAUUGAUGUUUCCUCAAUUAUUUCAAGGAUUAGAUGUAACUGAAUUACAUUGUGAUGUAUAUGAGUUGGCUAAUCACACACAUGUACCUUUUCUUUCCAGCAAUAAAAGAAGUGUUCUUUCUUUUGA
Molecule: messenger RNA, 724 nt
Organism: Cicer arietinum (chickpea)
Lineage: Eukaryota; Viridiplantae; Streptophyta; Magnoliopsida; Fabales; Fabaceae
Source: RefSeq, a predicted model, not a curated record